CCAGCGGAGAACUAUUCAGCACGUGUUUUCCCUCCCAUUCUUUUUCUAACCCUGGCUAGAAAGCAGUGAGUUCUGUCCUGUUUUUAUCCAGCUUGCAGGAGCCGAGCUAAGCAAUGGAAGAUUGUAAUCAGAAAAAAGCAACACUUCCUGAUCAGGACAAAAGCUACAGGAGGCCUGAAGAUGUCUUUGCAGAAGUACAGAUUGCAAUUGAUAGCCACGAAACUUUCCAUGAAUGGCCUUGUCUAAAGCAGUCAGGUUAUUCUGGAAUGUGAAAACUUCUUGCUGCUUGGAUCCAUGACAACUACAUAGAUGCUAUUCACUUAUUUGAACAAUCUGCACCAAUAUGGAUCAAGACAUUUAAACCAAAUCUUUCGAGCAGUCGAUGGAGUACAAUCUGAAAGAUUAAAGAAAAUCCAGAUGGGGUGCAGGUGCUGCAAAAUGAUAAAAAGCUACAUUUUUGAUCCAGAAGAAUUACAAUCACCUGAAUGCACUCAUGAAGGAAACAGCUACAAACAAGAUGAGCAAAGAAGCAAUAAAUUCAAAUUCAAACACAAUCGUGAAAUUAAAGAACAGAAAAAAGAACUCCAGAAGGAUGAGCUAAAUAGAACAGGAAUUAAAAAUCAGGUAAACAGCACAGGGGAGACCCUCUGGAACCACAGAGGCGAUGCUUUUCAAGAUGACAGCCUUGCAAAGUGUGUUGCAAAGCUUGAUGUUGCAGUCAAUGGCAGCAACUCCCAUUCUGGUGUGCACCCCAUUCUCAGCCCCAGCACAAACUCAGUGAAGAAAGCCAGUGAACAGGGCACCUCCAGCCAGCCAGCAGAGCCUUCUUCAGUCAACACUGGAGACUUCCACUCCAAAUUGAAUGAGUGUGGCCAAGAGCUUGACCUAGGAGCAGGCAGACACAGGAAGGCAGACUGCAGUCAGACAAACAGUAUUCGAGGUGUGAAGCCCCAGUCUACAGAAGACAGCAACUUUCUCAGAGGAAGUGCAGUACUGGAGAUCCAAAAUGAUGAUGCCAUAAGACUGCCAGAUAUAGAUUAUUGCCAAAAUGGCAAUCAAAUCAGGAACUAUGUCGAAAAAGAUAGCAUUUCAGUCAACUAUGCACACCCAGACCAAAUGAGUAAGCAUUCAGCAAUGCAUGGCCAAGACCUUCACGUAGCCUCACCUUUGCAUAUGAAGAAAAGCAGUAUCAAGCCUUUUAACAGUGACUCUGCAGGCUUGAGUGAGGACAUUCCCAAUGGCGUUGUUGCCACAGCUGUGCCCACAGCAGCACAGGCACCCACACACCACAGCCACAAAGACACCAAUGGACAAAUGGAGGAGGAAGACGCAGAAGUAGCAGCAGCUCUGGCUGCACUGGAAGCUGCAACUGCAGGUGAAGACCUCGAAGAGGAUGAUGAAUACUAGAUGAAGAUCUCUUUCUGAUACACUGGGUGAGAUCCAGAUUUUUUUUUUCCUGGAUUUACAUCAAUGCAUGUGCUGUUCAUGGGGACAGCUGUUACAAAACAUAUAUAUGAAAAGAGUUGGGACUAAAUCUGUAUGCCUUCAAAUGUUUUAUACAGCCUUCUAACUUUACUGCCUGAGGCAUACACACUAUUCUGUAUAGGACAAACCAGGAGGGCAAAGCAUCAUUCCUUGCACACAGGAUAUUCUGCUGUAUAUCCACCUCAUCUGGUCUCACACAACCAUUUCCCUCUGUUUUGACUCUCAGGAGGAUCUGUACACACUGCAUUUUCCAGGUUCAGAAAAAAUCCAUUAUUUAAAACUGAACUACAGAAGACAUGGAGUUAGAAAUCACAGAUUUUCAUGUUAGCACAAACAAUUAAAACUGACCCAAAGCUCUAUAAUGCAGAGUAAAAGGAAGAAGGCAGCUAGCUCAUACUUCAGUUCAGGCACAGGUGGAUUUAGGAUGAUAACUCCACUUUUUCUGACACACCUUGGCUAGUUUUGAUCUGAUACCCCAGUGACUCGCUUUCAUAGAAUCAUAACAUUGCUCAGGUUGGAAAAGACCUUCAAGAUCAUCAAGUCACAACCACAACCUAACCACAGUACCUUAACUCUAACAACUCACCGCUAAAUCACAUCCCUGAGCACCACAUCCAAACAGCUUUUAAACACACCCAGGGAUGGUGGUUCAACCACCUCCCU
Centrocercus urophasianus (Greater sage-grouse) is the source of this 2148-nucleotide messenger RNA. It is a transcript of the gene PGCKA1, whose product is annotated as chromosome unknown C4orf19 homolog. The transcript has 7 exons. The record is from RefSeq and is a predicted model, not a curated record. Lineage: Eukaryota; Metazoa; Chordata; Aves; Galliformes; Phasianidae. The coding region runs from base 310 to 1407 and encodes 365 amino acids.